AUGACUGUUGCUACUUCUACUAUUGUUGGUGCACUUGCGUGUCAGAAGAACUCAUUUUUAAGAACCUUGAACACUAAUGUUGUGUCUUCACAAGAAUACAUCGAUCCUUCUGCUAAAAAGAAGGCCCCCAGGUUUUAUGCUAUUGAGCUUGAAGACACAGUUCUUUUCCCUGAAGGUGGUGGUCAACCAUACGAUACAGGGAUAAUCAGUGUGAACGGAGAUAAGACCAUUCAGGUCCAUAAAGUUGUUCGUGAUAAACUAAAAGCCUUACAUUUAACACUGGAAUCAAUUGAACCAGGAACCUCUGUUACUUUGAAUGUUGAUUGGGAUAGACGUAUUGAUCUUAUGCAGCAGCACACCGGCCAGCAUUUAUUAUCAGCGAUUUUAGAUGGCUAUGAAAUUCCUACUUUGAGUUGGGCCAUGGGAGAUAUGAUCAGUUAUGUUGAACUUCCGAAAAGACUUGAAGACUCAAUUGUAGAAGAAGUGAGUGAAAAGGUCAACAAUGCUAUACUCCAGCAACAUCCCAUUAAAGUUGUGUCUAAUGAUGAAGCAAAUGAUUCAGAUUUUGAUACUUCAAGUAUUCCUACUGAUUAUGAUAAGGAAAAGGGAGUCAUUAGAGUUAUUAAGAUUGGUGAUUUAGAUUCCAACACUUGUUGCGGUACACAUUUACAAAAUACUGGACAAAUCCAAGCCAUUUCGUUAUUACAUCAAGUCAAUGUUAGGGCAGGUAAUUCUAGACUUCAUUUCAUUUGUGGUUCAAGGGUUUACAAGUAUUUGCAACAACUGCAUUCAAUUUUAAAAGCAGCUGGAAGUUCUUUACUGUGUCAAUUAGGAGAAAUCAAUGAAAAGAUUGAUUUAUUGAACGUUAAUUAUAAGAAAGCAAUGUCUAGAGAAUCUGCACUUUUAAAGCAGAUUGCUGGAGGUGAAGCUGGAAGAAUAUUGAAACUGUUCAAAGAUGGAAAGUCCUUUGCAUUUGUGUAUUCAAAAGAUGCUUCACCUGAAUAUCUUACAGUUUGCCAAAAGGAAUUAGCUACUUUAAUUAAGAAGUGUGAGCCUUCUUCGAGUGAAAUUUCUAUUGGACAGAAACAAACUGUUGUCUACAUCAAUGGAGACACUGGAACAGGAGGAAUGAUAAAAAUGGAAGGUCCAUUGGUUGAAGAAAUCAAAAAGCAAUUGGAUUCAACAUUAAAGAACUUGAAAGGUGGAGGAAAGGGUAACUCAUUCCAAGGUAAAGUGGUUCAUUAUGAAAAAGGUGAAAUCCAAUCUGUUUUAAGGUAUUUUCAAGAAUUUAACCAAUGA
Molecule: messenger RNA, 1299 nt
Organism: Lizanozyma spartinae
Lineage: Eukaryota; Fungi; Ascomycota; Pichiomycetes; Serinales; Debaryomycetaceae
Product: putative alanine--tRNA ligase
Exons: 1
Coding region: 1-1299 (432 amino acids)
Biological process (GO): regulation of translational fidelity; alanyl-tRNA aminoacylation
Molecular function (GO): ATP binding; alanine-tRNA ligase activity; Ser-tRNA(Ala) deacylase activity
Source: RefSeq, a predicted model, not a curated record